This is a messenger RNA of Suillus plorans, 1855 nucleotides long. RefSeq names its product GMC oxidoreductase-domain-containing protein. NCBI's taxonomy places the organism in Eukaryota, Fungi, Basidiomycota, Agaricomycetes, Boletales, Suillaceae. Gene Ontology annotation, molecular function: flavin adenine dinucleotide binding; oxidoreductase activity, acting on CH-OH group of donors. The coding region runs from base 1 to 1800 and encodes 599 amino acids. The transcript has 16 exons. The record is from RefSeq and is a predicted model, not a curated record.
AUGUCUCAGCGAAUCCUGUCAGAAUUCGACAUCGUUUUUGCUGGAGGUGGUGCUACAGCCUGUGUUGUCGCAGGUCGCUUGGCUGCAUAUGAUCCCUCGCUCAGGAUCUUGAUUCUGGAAGCGGGUCAACACACCCUCAAUAAACCUAUACAUGUCCAACCAUACCAAUAUCCCCUCAACCAAGCACCGACGAGCACCACGGUCACAUUCCACAAGGGAAAUCCAUCUCCUCGCCUCAACGGCCGUGCGCCGAUCGUUCCUUCCGGUCGUUGCGUUGGUGGAGCCUCAUGUGUGAAUUUUAUGGCAUAUACCCGUGCACCUGCUUCGGACUUUGAUGAUUGGGGAGUCGAUGGUUGGGAAUCUGAAAAUUUGAUUCCCCUCAUGAAGAAGCUGGAGACAUAUGGGAUGCAGCCCAAUCGUCCAACUCACGGAUAUGACGGACCUAUCAAAGUUUCAUCUGGUGGGUGUAAGUUGGGUAUCGCCGACGAAUUCAUCCAGGUUGGCACGACCUAUCACAAGAGGCAGUAUGCCGACGACACCGAUGAUUUGGAAACAUGCAAUACAUACAGUCCAUGGCGGAAAUACAUCGACGGAACAACCGGAAGGCGCUCUGAUGCAGCUCACCACUAUGUCUACAACCAAGCUCACAACCUGAAUUUACAAGUCUGGGACGGAAAGCGCGUGAAACGCAUCAUCUUCGAAGACAAGCGUGCUGUAGGUGUCGAGUUCGCCAGCGACCCGGUGUCUUGCCCAGAUGCGGAUCAGUCGUCGAGUAUUGUAAGAGCAUCAAAACUGGUUGUUAUUUCUGCUGGGGUAUUCGGCUCCCCGACCAUUCUGGAGAGGUCUGGGAUCGGUGCCGAGGCGAUCCUCAAGCGAUGCGGUAUCGAGCAGCUGGUGAAUUUGCCUGGUGUCGGAGAGAAUUAUCAAGAUCACAAUCUCGUCUUUGUUCCAUACUUGGCUGCUGACGAGGCCGUUACCAUGGACGCCCUCUGGCGUGGUGACAGUAUCCUGCAGGAAAGCCUUGCGGAAUGGAACAGCAGCGGCAAGUCGUUGAUUGCACAAAACGGCCUCGAUGCAAAAAUCAAGUGGCGUCCUGAUGACGAGGAGUUGAAAGCCAUGGAUCCAGCUUUUCAACCGCGCUGGAAGGAGUUCUUCCAGGACCGGCCAGACAAGGCUGUUGCAAUAUUUUCCAGACACGUUCAACCGCUCUCGAGGCCGCUUGUUCUUCCUCCUCGCAAGUAUAUGUGUACGGGGUAUUAUACACUUUACCCCGUGUCUGUUGGAAGCGUCCAUAUCCACGUGACAGAGGACGGAAAAGAAGAAAUGGACUUUACUACAGGCUUCCUAGAUGAUCCAUCUGAUAUUGUUCCUCUUGACUUCGGGUACAAAAAGACACGCGAACUUCUUCGACGCAUGGCUUCCUACCGAGGUGAAGUCGCUGCCGGCCAUCCUGAUUUCCCGGAGGGAAGCGCUGCAGCCUGCAGAGAAGCCUCCGGGCCAGUGGACUUGAAUGCGCCAGACAUUGUUUACACUACCGAAGAUGACGAGGCGAUUGAUCGAUUCCACCGCGAUAUUAUGCAAACGACGUGGCAUUCUCUUGGGACUUGUGCGAUGAAACCUGAGGCAGAUCAGGGAGUCGUCGACGCUCGGCUCAAUGUAUAUGGAGUGUCGAACCUGAAGGUUGCAGAUAUGUCCAUUUCGCCGUUGAACGUUGGCACAAACACGUACUCGACUGCACUUCUCAUUGGAGAGCGGGCUGCGAUGAUCAUUGCUGAAGAAUUGGGUAUCAAUUGCAUUUGAUAUUCAUCGUCAGGCCAUUUCCUGGACCGACUACUCAUCCGCCGUGAACAAUGCG